Molecule: messenger RNA, 4683 nt
Organism: Mya arenaria
Lineage: Eukaryota; Metazoa; Mollusca; Bivalvia; Myida; Myidae
Product: protein unc-119 homolog B-like
Exons: 5
Coding region: 149-811 (220 amino acids)
Biological process (GO): nervous system development; cilium assembly; lipoprotein transport
Cellular component (GO): cilium
Molecular function (GO): lipid binding
Source: RefSeq, a predicted model, not a curated record
CCAGAAUUCCCGUUGCCAGCGCCGCCAUUGCGAAGCGGAAGACGCAUAUUUUGUUUUUUAGAACAAAGAAUCGAUUCAAGAUUUCUACGUUCCAAAUACCCCCUUCCUGUUAAUUCAAAAGGCCGUUCUUUAAGAAAAAGCUUUCACGAUGAGCGUUGCUAGCGCCGAAAGAAAGUCGAAAAAGAAGGGUGGUGGACUCUCUGGUCUUCUUCGAAAAGAGAAAGAACCAGUGACUGAAGAAGAAUUGUUGCGAAAGGAAGUUAUAACACCAGAUGAUGUUCAUCGUCUGUCAGGUUCAAUGGAAAACUACCUAUGUCCUCCAGAAGCAAACAUCUAUGGCAUUGACUUUACUCGUUUUAAACUGCGAGACAUGGAUAGUCAGACUGUCCUGUUUGAAGUUGCCAAACCACCUGUGCCUGAGGGUGGUGAGGAGUUUGAUUCAGAUGACAUGGACCCGAAUGCUGGCAGAUUUGUCCGCUAUCAGUUUACUCCAGAGUUUCUCAAGCUGAAGACUGUUGGUGCAACUGUGGAGUUUGUUGUUGGGGAGCAGCCAGUGAACAAGUUCAGGAUGAUUGAGAAACAUUACUUCAAGGACAAAAUGCUGAAGUGUUUUGACUUCGAGUUUGGCUUCUGUAUACCCCAUAGCAGAAACACCGUGGAACACAUAUACGAAUUCCCACAACUAGAUGCUGAUGAAAUCCGGGAGAUGAUAGAAAGUCCAUAUGAGACCCGAUCUGACAGUUUUUAUUUUGUUGAAGACAAGCUGAUCAUGCAUAAUAAAGCUGACUAUGCAUACAAUGGAGGCACUUGAGCCAUCUGUGAAUACAAACUCACUUUAUAGUUUGAAUUAUGGGUUAUAUGUGUAAUAGUGAUCAUAUGCGUGUGAACUAUUGAAUGUUGCAUUCCACAGAUCAGAAUUUCUUAGCAAGAAAUUAAAAUAUAGUAAUUCUGCCACAUUUAGCAUGUUUGUGUCAAAAGGCAAGACAUUUUAAUUAAAUCAGAACAGGUUUCUUGCAUCAGUUGAACUGAUGUUUUUAUCAUAUGAACAUUUAUAGUAUGGUGUUGUUGAAUGCAUGUAUUUAUAAAGUAUACUCAUUUAUUUGUCUCAGAAAUUCAUGGUUUUUAAUGCUCAUCAUUUUUAGACCAUGUUUAUUUCUGCUGUCCUGAAAAACAAAAAGUAGUCACAAACUGAAUGAAAAAAGUCAAUUUGCUCCACAAGUAACUGCAUUUUGCAUGUUUAGCAAGGUCUGGUUAUUUGUGUCAGUCUGUUAAAAUAAACUUGACAUUCCUAAUGACUGAGGUGUUAAGCAUUGUCUAGCAAGUGGUUUUCAGUACUUCUUGUUGUAGUUUUACAAAUUGAUGUCAGGGACCAUUCAUUAUGAACAUUCCUUGGAGUAUAUUGAUCCUUCUAGAGGAUGAGCAUAUUUAUAGAUUUGCAAACUUUUGAUCCUAUAUAGGUGAGGGGGGAAGUUUAUUGCACAAGUUUUAAUGUUGUUGUUUUUUUCUUUUCCUAUGGUCAUUGUUAUUUAGAAACAUUCACUCUUGUUGGUACAUGUUGAACAGUGUUAAAGGGCUUUGGAGUAGUUGUCGACAAAUACCCAAAGUGUUUUCAUAUUGUGUGAAUUACAUUUAAAUAUAUUCUUCACAAUGAAAGCUCAGCAAAUAGUUUGUAUUUUGUGCCAUUCUUAUUUAGUGGUGUAAUAUAAAGAUGUUCUGUUCAUAUAACCAACUGUUGUAUUCUUCAUUGAAUGCUCCUACAUUAAAUCCAUGACAUUGAGAUAUUUUGAAUGUAUAUAUACUGUUUUCAAAAAAAUCAGACUCAAUAUUUACAAUAAAAUGAAUGUCUUAACAAGUCAGCUAGUUCAGAUUUUUAAAUGUUGUCAGAAUCUUUCUAAAUGAAAAUCCAGCAUAAUCAAGGGGGCUUUGCAUUGUUUGAAAUAUAUUAUGUUAAUUCCCAAUUAUAGAUAUUUUGUCUAUAUUUUCACAAAUCUAAGGGCCCUGGCACCAUACGCAAAAAGGUGGAAAAGAACACUAUAUUUACUUUAUAUGAGGAACUAAUGAAUCAGCUGUGAUAAAAAAAUGUUUUUUGAUGUGCACCAGAAUAUUAAAUGUAGAAUUUAUAUUUUUAUCCAUCAUUUGCAUGUAAUCACCUUUUGAAUGAUUUCACAAUGUAAAUUUUGAGGAAUGAAGCAUUGAGAAUCAAUUUCGUAUAUCUGGUAUGUAGUAAAGUCCGAUACAUAAACAUAAUGUUAUUGCUGCCUAGUCUGUCUAUACAAGUGUGUAUUAUUUUUGUAUCUCAAAGGGAUUGUGCGUAGAUAAUAAUAAUGUUAAAGAUAUGACCAAAUAAUGUUACGGGUACAACCUUGCUUUUUUCAAUUCAAUUUUUAUUCAAUUUAUUAUAUAAAAAAAUCCAUAAACACGACCCUUUUACUAAUACCAAUAACACAUUUGGGUGACCACACAUCAAGGUUAAGGCUGAAGCUAUGUGGUCAAUGGUUCUGUAAAGCAUUGAACUAGCUAACUUUAAACUGAAUGCUUUUAAAAUGCAAACAACAAAAGCCUAAAUUAGACCACUAUUAAGCUUUAUUGUAUAUAAAGAUUUUGUGUGUAUACUUUAAAAGGUAAUUUGCAUUUUAAUAUGUUGUUAUUUCUUAAUUAUGAAUUUUGCUGUUUUGUAUCUUUCCCAUCUUUAAAAAUGGAGUGAAAUCAGCAAUUCAUAGCAAAUAUUUGUGUGUGCUUAAAACUACAGUACAUAUUUUACCACAACUAAGAGUUAACAAUUCUGCUUGCAUGUAAAUUUUAUUUCCUACCUUACUUACGAGAUUUACAAACCUCCACUUACUUUGUGGGUUGUGAUUUGAUUUCAUGUGUGCCUUCAUUGUUGUCCUGUAACCAUUGUACGUUCCUUGUUUGUGAUUAUGUUUUGUAAGCAAACUGUGUAAGCUAUCACAGUUUAUUGUUGUCCAGAGUAUGUAAUAUUAUAAGAUAAUGCUUUAAUGAUGUAUACAAAAAUCCUAUUAUAUCCAUUGCAUAAAUAAUUUUAAAUACACUGUUUUGGUAGGAUUUUGUAAUAUUUUUAACAGCAUUUUGAUAACAAUUUAUGAACCAAAAACAUUAACUACUUAUCUCAUAUUGCGUAGUUAAAGUUUUGAAAAUACUAGCAUUUAUGUGCAAAUUAAAAAAAACAUAUCAUGAUGUGUAAAAUGCUUCACUUCUUAAUAUGAUGCAUGAUUUCUGUUGAUACAUGAAUGUGCAUUGAAUAAACAAAUGUAUGUAAGGUACAUGUAUUUCUGCAAAUUAUGAACGCUUAAAGGCAUUCAUGAUUAAUCGGGUCAGACAACUAAGAAAAAAUUAUUUUGUAAAAUUUGAACACAUUUCAAUGUCUAUAUAUUUGACCAAAAAGCACUCUUAUUUUGCCAUAAAAGCAUAAGUAACGAUAUUAAAAAUUUGAAUUAUUUUAGGCUUGGAUUUGCAAAUACUAUUGCAAAUUAUUAUCUGCCAGCUGCUGUAUAGUGUCCAUUCAUGAAAUUCAGUUAAAUAACUAGAUUUCAUGGAGAAAGGUUGCAUACAAUCUUUGAAUGAGUCCCUUUUUAAAGCAUUUAUGUCCUGGACACACAAGCUGAUUCUUUGGCAAAACAAAAUAUAUAAAUUUAAAAAUUCAACAAUGACCACAUUUGAAUGACUGUAAUGAAUGUAUGUGUUGUGAAUGGCCAUCCAAAUGGUAUGACAGUGAAAUUGGAACCUUCUUGUUCCGUCUAUGAUAUAUAUUGUGUUGCAAUAUGUUUGAACUGACUGUUUGCAUUUUUGUUAAACAUGAUACUAAGUGAUGGUUAAAAAUUACUUGUAUGGAUUUACCAAUGUAAAGGGGUCUGGCCAUGUAUUUGAUUAUGUCUACCCAUUUAUUUGGUUAAUGCAUACUAAAACCAGCUUAGUUUUUUGAAAUUAUAUUUUCUCUACUGACCCAGCUCUUUAAAAGUAACUGUUUCACCUGUUUGAAAUCAGUAACGGCUGACUGCUGAUGUACUGAAAUAAAAGAAGUGGAGAUUUGAAAAGAAUUGCUGUCCCAUUGGAUAGAAUAUGAUUUCAAACACUAGUUAUCAAUGUCCUUUUUCAAAUCAUUUUGUGUCUUUAAACACUUAUUCCAAAUGAUCAUCAGAUGUUUAGUUUUUGUUCUGAUUUGUCUCCACCAAUGUGAUUUAUUUACACAUUCUAAAACAGCAUUUUUGUUUUAAUAUAUGAAAUUGUUUAUUUAGUUGUUCACAUAGACAUAGUCAAUUUUAAGAAAGUUGCAUAAAUUAACAAUGAACUACGCUGACUGCCUGUGUAAAAGGAUGCUGACUCUGACUAGUUGAAUAAUUGAUAUGUGUUAAUAUUGAAUGAAUUUGCUAUGUGCAUUCGAUGAACAACUAGACAAGUCUUGAUAGUAGUUUUUGGUUGUUAAUUUAAAAUAUAUUCCUUGUUUUGGUGGGUAGUAUUAUGUCUUUAUUUUGAGCAAGAUGUUUUUACUGUUCCAGUCUUCAUUUCCAUCAACAAGAGUAAUGCACUAGUGAUUUCCUCUUCAAACAAUAAACAAAAAAAGAAUAUAGAAAACGUUUAAUGUAUUUAUUGUUAAACUCUUAUUCACAUGUCUUGCUCAUUAUGUUUCAUGUAUUUUGUUUUGGAUAAAAUUGUACAUUACUAAAA